Messenger RNA from Micromonas commoda, 822 nucleotides. Its product is annotated as mitochondrial carrier family. The transcript has 2 exons. The record is from RefSeq and is a predicted model, not a curated record. Lineage: Eukaryota; Viridiplantae; Chlorophyta; Mamiellophyceae; Mamiellales; Mamiellaceae. The annotation marks the transcript as partial.
GAGGUCAUGAAGAAGUCGCGCGACCGCGCGUUCCGCGGCGGUAUCGCCGGCUUCGCGGCGGGUGUCGUGCAGGUCGGCUCCUUCAUGUGGCUUCGUACCACCAUGAACUACCAGUACGCCAACGGCGGCUCCCUUGGUAACGCCAUCUCCACCCUCUACAAAGAAGGCGGCAUCGGCCGCUUCUACCGCGGUGUCGGCUUUGCCAUCAUCCAGAACCCCCUGUCCCGCUUCGGUGACACCGCCGCCAACACCGGCAUCCUCUGCGCGCUCCAGGAGUUCUCCCCGAACAUGCCCGUCGCCCAGAUGACCGCGUUCGCGUCCCUCGGCGGCGCGUCGUGGCGCAUCUUCCUCACCCCGGUGGACACCUUCAAGACCACCCUCCAGGUGCAGGGCCCCAAGGCGCUCGAGCUCCUCAAGGAAAAGGUCAAGGCGGGCGGCGUCGGCGUGCUCUACGGCGGCGCGGCGGCCAACUUCGCCGCCAACUGGGUGGGUAACUACCCGUGGUUCGUCACCUUCAACUACCUGCAGGCGAACAUCCCCAAGUACGACGGCGUCAAGCAGCUCGCUCGCAACGCCGUCAUCGGCAUGUGCGCGUCCUUCGUGUCCGACUGCGUGUCCAACUCCCUGCGCGUGGUGAAGACCAUCAAGCAGACCUCCGGCGACGCGAACCUCGGGUACAUCGGCGCCGUCAAGGGCGUCAUCGCGAAGGACGGCGUCGCCGGCCUCUUCGGUCGCGGCCUCAAGACGCGCCUCAUCACCAACAUCGCGCAGUCCAUGGUGUUCUCUGUGUUCUGGAAGGCGAUUGAGCAGAAGCUCAACGAG